UACAUUUCCUAUCAAGCACUUCGGCUGCGGCGCAAGCGUAGAUGGUUUAAUUUAGUGUACAGACAACCGGAAGCUCCACUCUGAAACUGACCGAACGGGAUAGUUCUUGGUGUGAUGGAGAGGUGAUGUGCCAGUCAGAGGAGUGAUAAGGCCAGAGCAGCCAUGACUGAGUGCUUCCUGCCCCCCAGCAGCAGCAGCCCUGCAGAGCAGCGCAGGGCUGAGCACCCAGGGGGUGUGGCCCGCACCCCCAGCUCUGAGGAGAUCAGUCCCACCAAGUUCCCCGGCUUGUACCGCACCGGCGAACCAUCGCCACCUCAUGAUGGCCAUCACCACGAGGCACCUGACGCCUACGUCUCAGACGAUGACAAAGAGCACAGCAAGAAGAAGAACAAGUUCAAGAAGAAGGAGAAAAGGACGGAAGGCUACGCCGCUUUCCAGGAGGACAGUUCAGCAGACGAAGCAGAAAGCCCGUCCAAGAUGAAGCGCUCCAAGGGAAUCCAUGUGUUCAAGAAGCCCAGCUUCUCCAAGAAGAAGGAAAAGGACUUCAAGGUAAAGGAGAAGGGCCCCAAGGAGGACAAGGCUAAGGACAAGAAAUCUAAGGACCUGACGGCUGCAGAUGUGGUUAAACAAUGGAAGGAGAAGAAGAAGAAGAAGAAACCGACAACUGAGGCAGAGCCAGUCCCAGUGGAGAUCCCCACCUUCAGGCCCAUCUUUGGAGCACCUCUGACUGAAGCUGUCAAGCGGACGGCUCUGUAUGAUGGGAUCCAGCUGCCAGCCAUCUUCAGAGAAUGUUUGGACUACAUUGAAAGUUAUGGCAUGACCUGUGAAGGCAUCUACCGAGUCUCAGGCAUGAAGUCCAAGGUGGAUGAAUUGAAAGCAGCAUAUGACCGUGAGGAGUGCCCCUGCCUGGAGGAGUAUGACCCUCACACGGUUGCCAGCCUACUGAAGCAGUACCUACGGGAGCUGCCAGAUAACCUGUUGGGCCGAGAUCUGGCCCAGCGCUUUGAGGACGCCUGCGGUCGGCAGGUGGAGGCGGAGAAGAUGACGGAGUUCCAGAGGCUGCUGACCGAGGUGGCGCCGGAGAGCCGACUUAUUCUCUCCUGGCUUAUCACGCACAUGGACCACGUCAUCGCCAGGGAGGCGGACACCAAGAUGAAUAUUCAGAAUAUCUCCAUCGUCCUUAACCCAACCAUACAGAUUGGGAACCGUGUUCUUUACAUGUUCUUCACACACGUGAGGGAGCUGUUUGGAGACGUAGUCCUGAAGCCUGUGGUGCGGCCACUUCGCUGGUCCAACAUGGCAACCAUGCCGGCGCUGCCUGAGACCCAGGAGAACAUCAAAGAGGAGAUCCGACGACAGGAGUUCCUGCUGAACUGCCUGCACAGGGACCUGCAGGCAGGGGUGAAGGACUUAUCUAAGGAAGAGCGGCUCUGGGAGGUUCAGAGAAUCCUGACGGCUCUAAAACGCAAACUGAGGGAGGCCAAACGACAGGAGUGUGAGAGUAAGAUAGCCCAGGAGAUAGCAAGCCUCUCGAAGGAGGAUGUUUCAAAAGAGGAAAUGACUGAGAAUGAAGAGGAAGUAAUUAACCUCCUCUUAGCACAGGAAAAUGAGAUCCUAACAGAGCAGGAGGAGCUGAUCUCUCUUGAGCAGGUUCUCCGUAGACAGAUUGCUACUGAGAAGGAAGAAAUCGAGAGACUACGAGCAGAGAUUGCAGACAUACAGAGCGUUGUAUUCCUUAGCCGGCAGCAGGGGCGCAGUGAGACAGAGGAAUAUUCUUCUGACAGUGAAAGUGAGAGCGAAGAUGAGGAAGAGCUGCAGAUGAUUCUGGAAGACCUGCAGAAACAAAAUGAGGAACUGGAGAACAAAAAUACCCACCUGAACCAGGCCAUCCACGAGGAGCAGGAAGCCAUCUUGGAGCUCCGCGUUCAGCUUCGCCUCCUGCACAGCCACAAACUGCUGCAGGAACUGACCGUCCAACCGCCGGUGGAGCAGGCCCCGCCCACGCAGCCCAGCCCGGAGCCCCGCACCGAGGAGCAGACCAAAAGUUUGGUUGCCGCGGUGGCUGGCGGUGCAGAUGCCGCUGCCUCCGUCAAUGGCAAGGCAGCAAAGGAUCCUUCAAAGCCCUCACCGAACAAAGACAGGAGGGACACCAACAUGUGAAAUAUCAUCUCAGUGAUGUGUUUGGUGGCUCUGUGCUGCCGUACGUCUCUACCGCUGGUCAGUUGUCCCGUAGUGUUACUCGUCAUCCACUGAAGAAUUCACUUUGCUGGAUCCAUGAGUUCAUUAGUAAUAGUGUCCACCAAGUGGCUGCCAUGGAAAAAUCUGGUCUACUGUCUUUGGCGUCCUGAACCUUUUUUAGCAGGAAUCAAAAACCUUGUUUGUCAUUUUUCAAUGCAAAACACCAAUAACUAGAGAAGCUGGUGUAGUGGCUACUACUUGGAGAGACUAGGUGGACCAUAUUAUCAAAUCCACAGUGCCAAGCAUGUAUGAAGGUAGAAGUGGGUGGGCGGAGCACGUAGGGGGAAGGAAGAGGGUAAAAAAAAAAACGUAAGUCAGGCACCUUGCCAGUAUGUGACAUAUAGCUUAUUGUUGCUGGUAAGGGCUCAAGUGAAGAACAUAAACCAGAUAUAAUCUCAGUUCUUGUAUCUCACCAUAUCCCUCAUCUUAGGAAAGAGACCACUGUGCCAUAAAGAAGACGCCAACCUGGACACAUUUCCCCAGAGAACCACUAAAACAAAAGCUCUUUGAAUAAUGAAGAAUUUAUGAUUGGUCGACCUAUAUAUUAUAUAUUUAAGUAGUAUUCUGAAGAAUACGAUGACUAUUCAAGAAAUACAUUGAUUUUAAGUAACAGCUUUUUAGUAAUAUAUGAAAAUAUGUAUAAAUAUAUUGUAGAUGCUUUCCUUUCUUUGAACAGCAGCUGCACACAAACACAGUGGCGUUGUGCCUCCCAACUGACCAGUGGAUGAAAACAUGAACGGCAAACAAAUACGCAACAGAAGUAUAUUCAUCACUGGAUAAUAUAGAUAGGCAAACAGCUGGAGGCCGCGUUGUUACAGUCACACUUUGCUCUGUAGUGCAAUCAUCUUCUCUCUGCUUCUCUUGCACAAACAAGAAAACGUGGAAAUUACAUUUCUGCAGUUUUGUGAUGGAACGACAAAUCCGUUGCGAUGAUUAUUGUCGCCAAAAUGUGUGCUGAGACACGCAGGAGGCUCAUUUAGUUUUGUUGUGUAUUUGGUCAUGUUUUUGAACUCUUGAUGUGUGGAGUUAUCGUUCAUCAGUUGAAAGUGAGUAAAAAAAAACUUAAAGAUUACAAGACAGUCAUUUAAUUUCACCACUGGUCCAUGGCUAUUGCAAAGUACUGUCAUUGCUCAGUGAUAUUUAAAGCAAAGGCAUGCCCUGGCUUACUCACCAUAUCAUUGUAAAAUUGCAAACAUACUGUAUUUUCAGCUCCUAUGUUUUGUCACAUUCUUUUUUUAUUAUUAAUAAUGACCUGUAUGGAGUAUGCUAAUGUAACUGCCCCUGCCUUGGUCAUGGGCAAAUCAAAGCAAUCUCUUCUGGACUCAUGAUUCAACAUGUUAUUACUCCUGUGACUGAAACAGAUAAGUGCUAGAUUGGGCUCAGAAGCUCCUCAUGAGGUUAUUUUCAUAAUGUUCCAAGCUUUUCUAGCUUAUUGUUGCAGACAGAAUAAUGCUGUGAAGAAUAAAGUGUUGAUCUGAGUAACUUA
Messenger RNA from Etheostoma cragini (Arkansas darter), 3724 nucleotides. RefSeq names its product ralA binding protein 1 (gene ralbp1). The transcript is spliced from 10 exons. The record is from RefSeq and is a predicted model, not a curated record. Gene Ontology annotation, molecular function: small GTPase binding; GTPase activator activity. NCBI's taxonomy places the organism in Eukaryota, Metazoa, Chordata, Actinopteri, Perciformes, Percidae. Gene Ontology annotation, cellular component: membrane. The coding region runs from base 163 to 2160 and encodes 665 amino acids. Gene Ontology annotation, biological process: small GTPase-mediated signal transduction; positive regulation of GTPase activity; endocytosis.